Messenger RNA from Penicillium oxalicum, 963 nucleotides. Its product is annotated as inositol oxygenase. The coding region runs from base 1 to 963 and encodes 320 amino acids. Gene Ontology annotation, cellular component: cytoplasm. Gene Ontology annotation, molecular function: inositol oxygenase activity; iron ion binding. Gene Ontology annotation, biological process: inositol catabolic process. The record is from RefSeq and is a predicted model, not a curated record. The transcript has a single exon. NCBI's taxonomy places the organism in Eukaryota, Fungi, Ascomycota, Eurotiomycetes, Eurotiales, Aspergillaceae.
AUGGCACCCGUCGCUAUUGCAGCUGACACACCAGCCGCUCCCAUCUUCAACAAGCAACGAGAUGGGCAGGCCCUGGAGGAAUUGUCUGAUGCUAUCGACCAAGUCAACGUCCUCAAGAGCACGCUUACGUCACAGCCGGAGAAGGGUCUGUACGACGAGUCCGAGUUCGACAAAGCCAAGGACAAGACCACUUUUCGUCAAUAUGAGGACGCCUGUGACCGUGUCAAGAAUUUCUACAAGGAGCAACACACCAAGCAAAGCGUGGCCUACAACCUCAAGGCUCGCCACGAUUUCCACAGUAAGACUCGGGCGGAAAUGACCGUCUGGGAGGCCAUGGAGAAGCUCAACACCCUCAUCGACGAGUCCGACCCCGACACCAGUCUCUCCCAGAUCGAACACCUGCUGCAGUCGGCCGAGGCCAUUCGCCGCGAUGGCAAGCCUCGCUGGAUGCAAUUGACCGGGCUGAUCCACGAUCUGGGUAAAUUGCUCUUCUUCUUCGAUGCGCAGGGGCAGUGGGACGUUGUGGGCGACACUUUCCCCGUUGGUUGUGCCUUUGACGAGCGGAUCAUCUAUGGUCGAGAGUCUUUCCGAGAUAACGAGGACUUUGGCCAUUCCAUCUACGACACCAAGUUUGGCAUCUACAGUCCCGGCUGUGGGCUGGACCAGGUCAUGCUCUCCUGGGGCCACGAUGAAUACCUCUAUCACAUUGCCAAGGAGCAGUCUACGCUCCCCGACGAGGCUCUUGCCAUGAUUCGCUAUCACUCCUUCUACCCCUGGCACAAUGCGGGCGCCUACCAUGAGCUGAUGAAUGAUCACGACCAAGAGAUGCUUCGUGCGGUCAAGGCCUUCAACCCUUAUGACCUGUACAGCAAGAGCGACGAUGUCCCCAGUGCCGAGGAGUUGAAGCCUUACUACCUGGAACUCAUCGAUGAGUUCUUCCCCAACAAGGUUGUCCGCUGGUAG